GGGGAGGUGGAGGUGUACCUGUCCCAGGUGCAUGAUGGGAGCGUGUCCUCAGGGUUCCGGGCGCUGUACGAGGAGAGGCUCCUAUUGGACGUCACGCUGCUGAUAGAGGAACACCACUUCCAUGUUAGCAACACACACACGCGCACACAAACACACAAACACACACACACACACUCUUUCACUAACAUGUAAUAUAAUGUUAUCCCCUCCGCCAGGCCCACAAGGCCCUGCUGGCGACCCAGAGUGACUACUUCCGGGUCAUGUUCACAGCAGACAUGCGAGAGAGAGACCAGGACAAGAUACACAUGAAGGGGUUAACAGCUGCCGGCUUCGGCCACGUCCUGAGGUUCAUGUACUACGGUUCACUGGAGCUCAGCAUGGUCACAGUGCAGGAGAUACUACAGGUAACACACACAGACCUUUAACCCUCUAAGCCAGGGUUAUUCAACCUGGGGUCUGCUGCCCCCUAGGUGUCCGUGGAGGUACUGUAGGGGUCCACGAAAAUAUAUGAUUUUCUUCCUCCACUGUUUUUAUAAAUGUUGCUAGCAACAAAAGAAUACAUUAAUUUUGGAUUAUGUACCUACAGUAGAAAAUAUGAAAAUAUAUUCUAAUGAUGUCAACUUUAUUUCUCAACUCCUAAUAUUGAGCAAAUUAUUCAUUGGAGCUAAUUACACUCACUGGAGUAUCUGACAUAGGCUUUGAAAAAGCAACUGCUAGUACCAGUCGCAGCAACUGCCUGUUAUGCUUUCUUGACUUGGACCUACUUUUUUUCCAACGCAUUGCUAACCUUUGUUUAACCAGCUAAACAGCUGCUAUUAGCGAAAAUGUGUUUGGAGUUACCUUUCUAGCUAAUAGGCUAUGUAGAGGUUACAUUAAGGGUACAUAUUAUUUUAUUGGACAAUAUACAAACGUUUUUGAAGAUGUUUUUGUUGUUGAGUAAAUGGAUUUAUUGGUUCUCUUUUUUUUUUUAAGAGAGAUGAAAAUGUAAUGAUUUGAAGGUGAUUUGAAAAUCUAAAUGUACCGAUUUUAAGGUUGUCAUUCGAUUUGGGGUCGCCAGAAUUUCUUGCAAAAAAAAUGGGGUCCCCAGAAAUUCUGCCAGAGUUUUUUUUUGUCCCUGCUGAAAAAGUUACAUGCGCCGAAUACAACCGGUGUAGACAGUGAAAUGCUUACUUACGAGCCCUUUCCCAACAAUACAGAGUUAAAAAGUAAGAAAAAAGAAAUAGUAACACAAUAAAAUCACAAUAAUGAGGCUAUAUACAAGGAGUACCGGUACCGAGUCAAUGUGCAGGGAUACGAGGUAGUUGAGGUAACACAGUAUGUACAUGCAGGUAGGUGUAAAAGUGACUAGGCAAUCAGGAUGUAUAAUAAAAAGAGUAGCAGCAGUGUAUGUGAAAGUGUGUCUGUGUGUGGGGCGUCAAUAUGCAUUUGUGUGUUGGAGUGUCAGUGUAGUGAGUGAGGGCCCAUGCCAAAUAUUUUCAGCCUCCUGAGGGGGAAGAGGCGUUGGUGUGCCUUCUUCACGAAUGUGUUGGUGUGUUUGGACCGUGAUGGGUCCUUAGUGUUGUGGACACCGAGGAACUUGAAUCUCUCGACCCGCUCCACUACAGGCCCAUCGAUGUGAAAGGGGGCAUGCUCAGCCCUCCUUUUCCUGUAGUCCACAGUUUGUAUUGCUGACGUUGAGGGAGAGGUUGUUGUCCUGGCACCACACUGCCAGGUCUCUGACCUCUUCCCUAUAGGCUCUCAUCGUCGUCGGUGAUCAGGCCUACCACUGUCAUGUCGUCGACAAACUUGAUGAUAGUGUUGGAGUCGUGCGCGGCCACGCAGUCGUGGGUGAACAGGGAGUACAGGAGGGGACUAAGUACGCGCACCCCUGAGGGGCCCUUGUGUUGAGGGUCAGCGUGGCGGAUGUGCCUACCCUCACCACCUGGGGACAGCCCGUCAGGAAGUCCAGGAUCCAGUUGGAGAGGGAGAUGUUCAGUCCAUGGGUCCUUAGCGUAGUGAAGAGCAUGGAGGGCACUAUGGUGUUGAACGCUGAGCUGAACGUGGCUAGUAGCAAACGUUAGCCAGCUGGAACUAGCUAGGUAGCACCGGAAUUUACACCUCUUGCACCAACCAAAAAUAAGACUAGUCAUAGCUAGGGCUGUGGCGGUCACGAAAUUUCCUGUGAUUGUCAAGCAAAUAACUGUCGGUCUCACAGUAAUUGACAGUUAAUUAACAUAAACAUAUUUAGCGUCUCCUGGCUUCCACACAUAGCCUACAAACCACUGAUGCAGACAUUUGGAACAUCUACAUUUUAAAAAGUCUAAUAAAUCCAUGUAAUAUAGCCUACACCUUCACAAUAAAUCCAUUAUUUAUUUUUGACAGGUCUAAAGAAGCAUUGUAUGAAUAAAAUGUAGUCUAUUUCAGAAGAAGAUAAUAGCAUAAGUUGUCCUUAUGUUUUGUCCUGAUGUGGCUAUGCCAAAUGGCUGUGGGCAACACAAGUUCAUUUAGCAGACAAGAUUUGCUUAGAAUUCCGUGGCAUUAUUUUAUAGUAUGAAGAAUACAUUUGAACAAAGCUGAAUAAAAUAUAAAUAUUUUCUCCAAACGAUUUGAGGGAGUGCGCACAUGCGGCUAUUCUGUGUUGAGCGGUUAACAAAGAAAUAGGUACUCCUAUAUGCUUAAUUUGAGUUAUUAAUGUCAUUUUAGUUGUUCUACAAAUGUUGGGCUAUAUGUUUUGAUUUUUAAUACAUUGUAAGUCUGCAUGAUGAGACUAAUGAUGAUUUGAAAAAAGUUGCUUGAAAGCCAUGAGCUCUGCUUUGUUUUUUGCGCAGGCUGUACACACUUCAAUGGUCUCUCAUUCACAAUUUGACAAGCACUUGAUAAUGCCUUGAAUUUCACGGCGGCAUCCCCUUUGUGGCCGUAAUGCACCCUAAAAAAAUCCAUGCCUUUUGCGCAAUCCGAAGCGCCUCUCACUCACAUGGCUCUUCAUCACGUGAUCAGGUCUUUCUCACAGGCUACAAGUGAAGACAUUUACUUUUCGUCAGCCAACAAGAUGAAUAGGCCUAACGAACAGCAAAAGCACUAGCCGAUGUCAAUCUACUAUCCCCCAUAGUACAAAAGUUGACCUAUUCUGUGCAAUAAAUACAUAUUCCAAACAUAGUCUGGGACAGUUGUGGGGUGCAAUAGAUCCCAAAUUAAUACAACCACUAGCAUAAUUUUUUUAAUUAUUAUUACGCAAUAUGGCUGACGUAACAUCAGAACGUUUAGCUUAAAAUGUUGAUAAACUAUUGGGCUAUUUCUUAACAUUAUAAGCGCAGCGAUGCGCACAUGGAAGUAGGCGAUAAGCGCGAAUGUUCCAUUAGCGGGAAAACCCCAUUUAUCAAAAGUGACUGCAAAUGUGAUUAUGCAUGUAAUGCUUUUAUUAUAAAGGUGUAUUUUUAUGGUAAAAAUGAUCUUUCCCGAACUUGAAACUCUCGCGCUGCUUAUGUAUGCCAGUUAGGCGCUAAACCUCUUGUAAAGCGUAUUAAUAAAUAUAGUAGGCGUAGAGGCCAUCACUCUGUUUUCUCGCGCUUGUGGAAUUUGACUGCCUUCAUGACUCAUGACCGCCGGUGUGGCGGUAAUACGGUCACCGCAACAGCCCUAGUCAUAGCUAGGUCCAGCGUAAGCAAUGCGCGUUGAUGAUAUUUGAUGCUUCAUAUUGAUGGUUGCCGGGCAUUGCAAGUUACUAGGCUGUUACCAUGGCAGUUCUAAACUUUGCGAGACAUGUCACUUCGCCCAUCACUUUGCAAAGCUCACCACUAUACAUGCACGUUUUCUUAACCACAACUGGAUGGAUCCAUAAAGAAUUACUGUGGGAAUGAAUAUCACUGAAUGACGAAAAUAUUGGAAAAAUGUAUUCUAAUGCUGUUGAAGGCAUGUGUGAAAUUGUUGCUUACUGAAACUCCCAAAGUCAUCCAACCGUUUAAAAUAAUUUAAAGCAAAAGCUGCGUGUGGUCAACUAUAAUUUCAGCACUGUUUUGAUUGGGACAGCGCCAUCGCGCUGCUUUGAGACAAGUUUAGGGACUCGUCCUGAUAAAUUAAUCAAUGUCAGAUUUUUGCUUUCACUGAAUCUCAGUUUGGAUAUUUGGUUACAAUUAGGCUAGGAAAAUGUUAGCUACAGUUGAAGUCGGAAGUUUACAUGCACUUAGCUUGGGGUCAUUAAAACUCGUUUUUUAACCAUGCCAAAACUAUAGUUUGUUAAAAAUAAAUUUGUCGAAAGUCGGUUAGGACAUCUACUUUGUGCAUGACACAAGUAAUUUUUCCAACAAUUGUUUAUAGACAGAAUAUUUCACUUAUAAUUCACUGUAUCACAAUUCCAGUGGGUUAGAAGUUUACAUACACUAAGUUGACUGUGCCUUUAAACAGCUUGGAAAAUUGAAGAAAAUGAUGUCAUGGCUUUAGAAGCUUCUAAUAGGCUAAUUGACAUAAUUUGAGUCAAUUGGAGGUGUACCUGUGGAUGUAUUUCAAGGCCUACCUUCAAAUUCAGUGCCUCUUUGCUUAACAUCAUGGGAAAAUGAAAAGAAAUCUGGCAAGACCUCAGAAAUUUUUUUGGGGACCUCCACAAGUCAGGUUCAUCCUUGGGAGCAAUUUCCAAACGCCGGAAGGUACCACGUUCAUCUGUACAAACAAUAGUACGCAAGUAUAAACAUCAUGGGACCACGCAGCCGUCAUACCGCUCAGGAAGGAGACACGUUCUGUCUCCUAGAGAUGAACGUACCUUGGUGCGAAAAGUGCAAAUCAAUCCCAGAAAAACAGCAAAGGACCAUGUGAAGAUGCUGGAGGAAACAGGUACAAAAAUAUCUAUAUUCAUAGUAAAACGAGUCCUAUAUCAACAUAACCUGAAAGGCCGCUCAGCAAGGAAGAAGCCACUGCUCCAAAACUGCCAUACAAUAGCCAGACUACGGUUUGCAACUGCACAUGGGGACAAAGAUCGUACAAAUGUCCUCUGGUCUGAUGAAACAAAAAUAGAACUGUUUGGCCAUAAUGACCAUCGUUAUGUUUGGAGGAAAAAGAGGGGAGGGCUUGCAAGCCGAAGAACACCAUCCCAACCGUGAAGCACGGGGGUGGCAGCAUCAUGCUUGGGGGUGCUUUGCUGCAGGAGGGACUGGUGCACUUCACAAAAUAGAUGGCAUCAUGAGGAAGGAAAAUUAUGUGGAUAUAUAUCUCAAGACAUCAGUCAGGAAGAUAAAGCUUGGUCGCAAAUGGGUCUUCCAAAUGGACAAUGACCCCAAGCAUACUUCCAAAGUUGUGGCAAAAUGGCUUAAGGACAACAAAGUCAAGGUAUUGGAGUGGCCAUCACAAAGCCCUGACCUCAAUCCUAUAGAAAAUGUGUGGGCAGAACUGAAAAGUGUGUGCGAGCAAGGAGGCCUACAAACCUGACUCAGUUACACCAGCUCUGUCAGGAGGAAUGGGCCAAAAUUCACCCAACUUAUUGUGGGAAGCUUGUGGAAGGCUACCCGAAACGUUUGACCCAAGUUAAACAAUUUAAAGGCAAUGCUACCAAAUACUAAUUGAGUGUAUGUAAACUUCUGACCCACUGGGAAUGUGAUGAAAGAAAUAAAAGAUGAAAUAAAUCAUUCUCUCUACUAUUAUUCUGACAUUUCACAUUCUUAAAAUAAAGUGAUGAUCCUAACUGACCUAAGAUAGGGAAUUUUUACUAGGAUUAAAUUUCAGGAAUUGUGAAAAACUGAGUUUAAAUGUAUUUGCCUAAGGUGUAUGUAAACUUCCGACUUCAACUGUAAAUUGAGGUGAGUGUUCAUGAUAAUCAUCUUUAGUCUGGUUUGUUCAUCUAUUAGCACUGAUCAGAACAUUUUGCUAGCAUGUUAUGUAGGCUAGUAUAACAACUGGAUUAUUUUGCUCUUCACUCGCGUAGUAGCCUAUAUCCCGACCAAAAGCCCUUGACCUGUCUGAUAAUCAAUCAAUGUGAUUUUGUUUCACUGAAUCAAUCUCCAUUUAGAUAGAACAACUUCCUAAUAUUGAGUUGCAUGCCCCUCCCCCCUUUGCCCAAUUUUGUUAGGGUAUGAACGAAAGCGUUCCACAGGGAUGCUGGCCCAUGUUGACUCCAAUGCUUCCCACAGUUGUCAAGUUGGCUGGAUGUCCUUUGGGUGGUGGACCAUUCUUGAUGCACAUGGGAAACUGUUGAGCGUGAAAAUCCCAGCUGCGUUGCAGUGUUUGACACAAACCGCUGCGUUUGGCACCUACCACCAUACCAUGUUCAAAGGCACUGUUCAAAGGAACUUUUGUCUUGCCCAUUCACCCUCUGAAUGGCACAUAUACACAAUCCAUGUUUCAAUUGUCUCAAGGCUUAACAAGUAUUAUUUAACUUGUCCCCUCCCCUUCAUCUACACUGAUUGAAAUGGAUUUAACAGGUGACAUCAAUAAGGGAUCAUAUAUUUCACCUGGUCAGUCUAUCAUGGAAAGAGCAGGUGUUCAUAAUGUUUUGUCCACUCAGUGUAGUUAUUUAAUUAUUUGAUCUCUGGCUGGGCAAGUGGAGGUGGUAGCUCAUCUAUUCGUUUUUUGUCAUCUAUCACUGAUCUGACAAAUUUAACUAGCAUGCUAUAAUGUAGCAUAAAUCAAGUGUAUUGUAUUAUUUUGCUAUUGACUUGCACACAGGCAAUUCAAAAAGCCUACGGAGGUUGUGAAAUAUGAACAUGAGACUCCUAUCCUUGUGAAAAUAUAGAUUGCUAUUAUUUUCUUUGCGUAUCUUGAUAAAGAUCAUCACAAUUUAACACCCUACGCCUGCUCCCUACUGGCGUAGAAUCUAUGCCCAGGGGUAGCUCGUAGAAGGGCUUACACGCAGGUGGUGCGACGGGUAUCAUUUUAUGCCGGACGUAGAGUUACGACCCACUUAUGACCAACUGGUGCAACUGGCCCCAGCAGACUAAGAUCUGUCACUGUCUCUCUCCUCACCCAGGCGGCCAUGUACGUCCAGCUGACGGAGGUGGCAGAGUUCUGCUGUUCCUUCCUGCUGUCUAAGAUCUGUCUGGAGAACUGUGCUGAGAUCAUGAGGCUGCUGGAGGACUUCAGCGUGGGGGUGGAGGGCGUGCAGGAGCAGCUCGACAACUUCCUGCUGGAGAACUUUGUUCCUCUGAUGAGCAAACCUGACUUCCUGCUCUACCUCAGCCUGGAGAGACUGCAGGUGUGGUGGAAGAACUGACUGGCACCCCCUAGUUAACUGUGUGUGUGUGUACCUGAACAGUGAUGCUUUGAGCUCUUUAUAACAGGUGAUAUAUUCUUGUUAACUGUGUGUGUGUGUGUCAGGCGUACCUGGACAGUGAUGCCCUAAGUCGGUUCCCAGAGAUAGAGCUGUAUGACUCUGUCCAGUCCUGGCUACGACACGACCGGCGCCGCUGGAGACACACAGACACUGUCGUCCAGUCUCUACGCUUCUGUCUCAUGACCCCUGCUAACGUCUUCGAGAAGGUAAGACACACACAAAGAGUGUUGCAUGAUAUACUGGUAUCAUGGUACCAAAAAGUCAUGAUACUUAUGAAACCAACAUUUUAGAAUACCGUAGUACCGUUUCAUAUGAUACUACCAAGUUUUCCAGCCCUUACCGAUCUGAAGAACCUGCUGGCGCCUGUUAUGAAAUGUUUAUAAAGUCAGUUUUGUUUAUGCAUUCGGUUGAAUUUAAGCAACAUUGACUAGUCUCUUGUAUGCGCUGGUCCAAUAAUAUCCACUUCACUUUCAUGCGUAUAUCACGUGUGGCAGCUGUAAUCAGCCAGCCGCAUCCCCUACCAGCCCUCACUCACCUGCUUCUCUCCGGCCGCUCUUCAUGCUCGUCAAUUCCUCCAUCAGUUAAAAAAUAUAUAAUUUAGCCGUGAUGGCGAGCGGGAAUGCAGACCCAGACCCUGAUGAGUCUUCUGUUGUUAGAUUUGUACAUUUCUUAUUUUGGAGCUGCGUGCAAAGCGAUUGCCUGUUAUAACCAAGAGCACAGACCAGUCUGAAUAGACUUUGAAAGUUCACUGUCAUGCAGCCUCUGAGUGUCAGAGAGGGAAAAUUGAGCACCGCUUCGCGACAGGCAUGCUUGCAGCUUUACAACAAAGAAAACAGCUUGUCUCUAGCCUAAACUGUUAAAAAAUAUCACCCAUAUUACCGGAGAUGCCUUUCUUUCUUUGUAUCGAGAUUUACGCGAAUUUUAUAUAAUUUCACAAAUGUCGCGGGCCGUUUUAAACUAAUCCGGGUCGCUAAUUAUUGGUUUGAUAACAAACAACGUUGUUCAGUCAUGUUACCUAGCUAGCUAACAACCUGGUAACUGGACAGUAGGUUUAGGCUCAUCUGAUUGGCCCAGGAAGAAAGGUAAAGGUUAUGCUACUCAUGAGAUGUGAUUCAAAAGGUAGGAUUCUUAUAGGCCUAAUGGAAGCCUAAACUAUAUCAAAAAUCGAAUGGCGCCGGAGGGGAUGGCUGCCGUUUUAUGGACUCUUAACCAACUGUGCUAUUUUGUUAGUUUUUUCGCAUUGUUUGUAACUUAUUUUGUACAUAAUGUUGCUGCUACCGUCUCUUAUGACUGAAAAGAGCUUCUGGACAUCAGAACAGCGAUUACUCCCCUUGAACUGGACAAAUAAUUUUUAUUUAAUGAGUCAGACGAGAGGGAUUUGCUCCAGACACCCGACAGGGCCCUCAUCCCCGUCAUUCGCAGUAGAAAGAAAAGGAGAUAUCGCGGAAGGAGAUCGGGGUGCCUGGUAAGGAGCCGGCGACGAGUGGCUAAUCUGCCUUUGCCAUUGAUAAUAUUGGCCAAUGUACAAUCGCUUGAUAAGAAAGUGGACGAACUACAAGCACGUAUAUCCUACCAACGGGACAUUAAAAACUGUAAUAUCUUAUGUUUCACCGAGUCGUGGCUGAACGACGACAUGAAUAACAUACAGCUGGCGGGUUAUACACUGUAUCGGCAGGGUAGAACAGCAGCCUCUGGUAAGACAAGGGUUGGCGGUCUAUGUAUAUUUGUAAACAACAGCUGGUGCACGAUAUCUAAGGAAGUCUCAAGGUUUUGCUCGCCUGAGGUAGAGUAUCUCAUGAUAAGCUGUAGACCAAGAGAGUUUUCAUCUAUAUUCUUCGUAGCUGUCUAUUUACCACCACAAACCGAUGCUGGCACUAAGACCGCACUCAAUGAACUGUAUACUGUAAAAGGAAAACGCUCAUCCAGAGGCGGUGCUCCUAGUGGCUGGGGACUUUAAUGCAGGGAAACUUAUAUCCGAUUUACCUAAUUUCUACCAGCAUGUUAAAUGUGCAACCAGACGGAAAAAAACUCUAGACCAUCUUUACUCCACACACAGAGACAUGUACAAAGCUCUCCCUCGUCCUCCAUUUGGCAAAUCUGACCAUAAUUCUAUCCUCCUGAUUCCUGAUUACAAGCAAAAACUAAAGCAGGAAGGACCAGUGACUCGGUCAAUAAAAAAGUGGUCAGUUGAAGCAGAUGCUAAGCUACAGGACUGUUUUGCUAGCACAGACUGGAAUAUGUUCCUGGAUUCUUCUAAUGGCAUUGAGGAGUACACCACAUCAGUCACUGGCUUCAUCAAUAAGUGCAUUGAUGACGUCGUCCCCACAGUGACUGUACGUACAUACCCCAACCAGAAGCCAUGGAUUACAGGCAACAUCCGCACUGAGCUAAAGAGUAGAGCUGCCGCUUUCAAGGAGUGGGACUCUAAACCGGAAGCUUAUAAGAAAUCCCGCUAUGCCCUCCGACGAACCAUCAAACAGGCAAAGCGUCAAUACAGGACUAAGAUCGAAUCGUACUACACCGGUUCCGACGCUCGUCGGAUGUGGCAGGGCUUGCAAACUAUUACAGACUACAAAGGGAAGCACAGCCGUGAGCUGCCCAGUGACACAAGCCUGCCAGACGAGCUAAAUUACUUCUAUGCUCGCUUCCAGGCAAAUAACACUGAAACAUGCAUGAGAGCAUCAGCUGUUCCGGACUACUGUGUGAUCACGCUCUCCGUAGCCGAUGUGAGUAAGACCUUUAAACAGGUCAACAUUCACAAGGCCGCAGGGCCAGACGGAUUACCAGGACGUGUACUCCAAGCAUGCGCUGACAUUUUCAACCUCUCCCUGUUUGAGUCUGUAAUACCAGCAUGUUUUAAGCAGACCACCAUAGUCCCUGUGCCCAAGAACACUAAGGUAACCUGCCUAAAUUACUACCGCCCCUUAGCACUCACAGUGUAGCCAUGAAGUGCUUUGAAAGGCUGGUCAUGGCUCACAACACCAUUAUCCCAGAAACCCUAGACCCACUCCAAUUUGCAUACCGCCCCAACAGAUCCACAGAUGAUGCAAUCUCUAUUGCGCUCCACACUGCCCUUUCACACCUGGACAAAAGGAACACCUAUGUGAGAAUGAUAUUAAUUGACUACAGCUCAGCGUUCAACACCAUAGUGCCCUCAAAGCUCAUCACUAAGCUAAGGACCCUGGGACUAAACACCUCCCUCUGCAGCUGGAUCCUGACGGGCCGCCCCCAGGUGGUAAGGGUAGGUAACAACACAUCCGCCAAUCUGCUCCUCAACACGGGGACCCCUCAGGGGUGCGUGCUCAGUCCCCUCCUGUACUCCCUGUUCACGCAUGACUGCAUGGCCAGGCACGACUCCAACACCAUCAUUAAGUUUCCCGAUGACACAACAGUGGUAGGCCUGAUCACCGACAACGACGCGACAGCCUAUAGGGAGCAGGUCAGAGACCUGGCCGUGUGGUGCCAGGACAACAACCUCUCCCUCAACGUGAUCAAGACAAAGGAGAUGAUUGUGGACUACAGGAAAAAGAAGAGGACCGAGCAUGCCCCCAUUCUCAUUGACUGGGCUGUAGAGCAGGUAGAGAGCUUCAAGUUCCUUGGUGUCCACAUCACCAACAAACUAACAUGGUCCAAGCACACCAAGACAGUCGUGAAGAGGGCACGACAAAACCUAUUCCCCCUAAGGAGACUGAAAAGAUAUGGCAUGGGUCCUCAGAUCCUCAAAAGGUUCUACAGCUGCACUAUCGAGAGCAUCCUGACUGGUUGCAUCACUGCCUGGUAUGGCAAUUGCUUGGCAUCCGACCGCAAGAGGCUUCUAAACAGCUUCUACCCCCAAGCCAUAAGACUCCUGAACAUCUAAUCCAGACUCCUGAACAUCUAAUCCAGUACCCAGACUAUUUGCAUUGCCCCCCUCCCCCCUCUUUUAUGCUGCUGCUACUCUGUUUAUUAUCUAUGCAUAGUCACUUUAAUAACUCUACCUACAUGUACAUAUUACCUCGACUAACCGGUGCUCCCACACAUUGACUCGGUACCGGUACCCCCUGUAUAUAGCCUCGCUAUUGUUAUUUUACUGCUGCUCUUUUAAUUAUAAUUAUUAUUAUUACAUUUUUUUAGUAUUCUUUCUUAAAACUGCAUUGUUGGUUAAGGGCUUGUAAGUAAGCAUUUCACUUGGUGCAUGUGACAAAUAAAAUUUGAUUUGAUUUUAAAUCUAUUUAUUUCUGGUGUGCCUUUAAAUUCUGUUUGGUGCCUAACGUUUUAAAAGUUGGGAGCAGUAUGUGUGGGAGAGAGAGUGGUGUGUGUUUCUGAGAGUGAGGGAGACAGAGAGAGUGUGUGAGGAAGGGGGGAGUGUGUGUGUCAGUGUUAACUGAAGAGUAAAGGUUUCAUGCAGUGUUUUCCCCUUACUGAAACAAUUACAUUUACAUUUCUACAUUUUAGUCAUUUAGCAGAUGCUCUUAUCCAGAGCAACUUACACUUAGUGCAUUCAUCUUAAGAUAGCUAGGUGGGACAACCACAUAUAUUCAGACAUAGAAAGUAAAAAAAUUUGCUCAAUAACGUAGCUGUCAGUAGAGUCAGCGCUAGAAGGUGGGUGGGGGUGUUUGAGUGUAUUUUUGAAUUGUUUAAUUUUUAAUUUUUAAAUUGGGGGGGGGGAUCGAGAUGAGGAGGAGGAUUAUUUAAGAUACUGUUUGAAGAGGUAUGGUUUCAGAUGUUUUCGGAAGAUGAGCAGGGACUCUGCUGUCCAAGCUUCAGGGGGAAGUUGGUUCCACCAUUGGGGUGCCAGGACCGAGAAGAGCUUGGACUGGGCUGAGCGGGAGCUGCCCUCCUGUAGGUGUGGGAUGGCCAAGAGACCUGAGGUGACAGAACGGAGUGCUCGGGUUGGGGUGUAGGAUUGAGCAUAGCCUGAAGGUAGGGAGGGGCAGUUCCUCUAGCUGUUCCGUAGGUAAGCAACAUGUUAUUGUAGUGGAUGCGAGCUUCGACUGGAAGCCAGUGGAGGGUGCGGAGGAGCGGGGUGACAUGAGAGAACUUGGGAAGGUUUAAAACCAGGCAACAGUGAGUUGCAGUAGUCCAGAUGGGAGAGGACUAGUGCCUGGAUUAGGACCUGCGAUGCUUCCUGUGUGAGGUAGGGUCAUACUCUACGGAUGUUGUAGAGCAUGAAGCUGCAGGAGCGGAUCACUGCUUUGAUGUUUGCAGAGAACGACAGGGUGUUGUCCAGGGUCACGCCAAGUUUCUUUGCAGUCUGGGAGGGUGACACUGCGGAGUUGUCAACCAUGAUGGAGAGGUCUUUGAGCGGGCAUGCCUUCCCCGGGAGGAAGAGCAGUUCCGUCUUGUCAAGGUUGAGCUUGGUGGGCCGAAAUCCAAGUUGAGAUAUGUGCCAGGCAUGCAGAGAUGCAUGUCGCCACCUGGGUGUCAGAAGGGGGGAAGGAGAAAAGUAGUUGAGUGUCAUCCGCAUAGCAAUGAUAGGAGAGACCAUGUGAGGAUACGACGGAGCCGAGUGACUUGGUGUAGAGAGAGAAGAGGAGAGGGCCUAGAAUCGAGACCUGGGGGACACCAGUAGUGAGAGGACGUGAUGCAGACACAGAUCCUCUCCACGUCACCUGGUAGGAGGGGCCUGCAAGGUAGGAUGCAAUCCAAGAGUGUGCAUAGCCUGAGAUGCCCAGCCCUGAGAGGGUGGAGAGGAGGAUCUGAUGGUUCACGGUGUCAAAGGCAGGGGAUAGAUCUAGGAGGAUGAGAACAGAGGAGAGAGAGUCAGCUUUGGCAGUGCAGAGAGCCUCCGUGACACAGAGAAGAGCAGUCUCGGUUGAGUGACCCGUCUUGAAGCCUGACUGGUUAGGGUCAAGAAGAUCAUUCUGAGAGACAUGCAGAUCAUUAUGCAUGUACAGUGCCUUCGGAAAGUAAAAAUCCUCAUCAAUCUACACACAAUACCCCAUAAUGACAAAGCGAAAACAGGUUUUUAGAAAUUUCUGCAAAUGUAUUAAAAAUAACAAGCAGAAAUACCUUAUUUACAUACACUACCAGUCAUGUUUGGACACACCUACUCAUUCAAGGGUUUUUCUUUAUUUUAACUAUUUCUUAUAUUGUAGAAUAAUAGUGAAGACAUCAAAACUAUGAAAUAACACAUAUGGAAUCAUAUAAUAACCAAAAAAGUGUUAAACAAAUCAAAAUAUAUGUUAUAUUUGAGAUUCUUCAAAUAGCCACCCUUUGCCUUGAUGACAGCUUUCCACACUCUUGGUAUUCUCUCAACCAGCUUCAAUCAACAGGUGUGCCUUCUUAAAAGUAAAUUUGUGGAAUUUCUUUCGUUAAUGCUUUUGAGCCAAUCAGUUGUGUUGUGACAAGGUAGGGGGGAUAUACAGAAGAUCGCCCUAUUUGGUAAAAUACCAAGUCCAUAUUAUGGCAAGAACAGCUCAAAUAAGCAAAGAGAAAUGACAGUCCAUCAUUACUUUAAGACAUGAAGGUCAGUCAAUACGGAACAUUUCAAGAAUUGUGAAAGUUUCUUCAAGUGCAGUCGCAAAAACCAUCAAGCGCUAUGAUGAAACUGGCUCUCAUGAGGAACGCCACAGGAAUGGAAGACCCAGAGUUACCUCUGCUGCAGAGGAUAAGUUCAUUAGAGUUACCAUCCUCAGAAAUUGCAACCCAAAUAAAUGCUUCACAGAGUUCAAGUAACCGACACAUCUCAACAUCAACUGUUCAGAGGGGACUGUGUGAAUCAGGCCUUCAUGGUCGAAUUGCUGCAAAGAAACCACUACUAAAGGACACCAAUAAGAAGAAGAGACUUGCUUGGGCCAAGAAACACGAGCAAUGGACAUUAGACCGGUGGAAAUGUGUCCUUUGGUCUGGAGUCCAAAUUUGAGAUUUUUGGUUCCAACCACCGUGUCUUUGUGAGAUGCGGUGUGGGUGAACAGAUGAUCUCCGCAUGUGUAUUUCCCACCGUAAAGCAUGGAGGAGGAGGAGUUAUGGUGUGGAGGUGCUUUGCUGGUGACACUGUCUGUGACCUCAACCCAAUUGAGAUGGUUUGGGAUGAGUCAGACCGCAGAGUGAAGGAAAAGCAGCCAACAAGUGCUCAGCGUUUGUGGGGACUCCUUCAAGACUGUUGGAAAAGCAUUCCAGGUGAAGCUGUUUGAGAGAAUGCCUAGAGUGUGCAAAGCUGUCAUCAAGGCAAAGUGUGGCUAUUUGAAGAAUCUCAAAUAUAAAAUACAGUGGGGGGAAAAAAGUAUUUAGUCAGCCACCAAUUGUGCAAGUUCUCCCAUUUAAAAAGAUGAGAGAGGCCUGUAAUUUUCAUCAUAGGUACACGUCAACUAUGACAGACAAAUUGAGAAUAUUUUUUUUUCCAGAAAAUCACAUUGUAGGAUUUUUUAUGAAUUUAUUUGCAAAUUAUGGUGGAAAAUAAGUAUUUGGUCAAUAACAAAAAAAUCUCAAUACUUUGUUAUAUACCCUUUGUUGGCAAUGACACAGGUCAAACGUUUUCUGUAAGUCUUCACAAGGUUUUCACACACUGUUGCUGGUAUUUUGGCCCAUUCCUCCAUGCAGAUCUCCUCUAGAGCAGUGAUGUUUUGGGGCUGUCGCUGGGCAACACUGACUUUCAACUCCCUCCAAAGAUUUUCUAUGGGGUUGAGAUCUGGAGACUGGCUAGGCCACUCCAGGACCUUGAAAUGCUUGGUUGCCCGGGCGGUGUGUUUGGGAUCAUUGUCAUGCUGAAAGACCCAGCCACGUUUCAUCUUCAAUGCCCUUGCUGAUGGAAGGAGGUUUUCACUCAAAAUCUCACGAUACAUGGCCCCAUUCAUUCUUUCCUUUACACAGAUCAGUCGUCCUGGUCCCUUUGCAGAAAAACAGCCCCAAAGCAUGAUGUUUCCACCCCCAUGCUUCACAGUAAGUAUGGUGUUCUUUGGAUGCAACUCAGCAUUAUUUGUCCUCCAAACACGACGAGUUGAGUUUUUACCAAAAAGUUCUAUUUUGGUUUCAUCUGACCAUAUGACAUUCUCCCAAUCCUCUUCUGGAUCAUCCAAAUGCACUCUAGCAAACUUCAGACGGGCCUGGACAUGUACUGGCUUAAGCAGGGGGACACGUCUGGCACUGCAGGAUUUGAGUCCCUGGCGGCGUAGUGUGUUACUGAUGGUAGGCUUUGUUACUUUGGUCCCAGCUCUCUGCAGGUCAUUCACUAGGUCCCCCCGUGUGGUUCUGGGAUUUUUGCUCACCGUUCUUGUGAUCAUUUUGACCCCACGGGGUGAGAUCUUGCGUGGAGCCCCAGAUCGAGGGAGAUUAUCAGUGGUCUUGUAUGUCUUCCAUUUCCUAAUAAUUGCUCCCACAGUUGAUUUCUUCAAACCAAGCUGCUUACCUAUUGCAGAUUCAGUCUUCCCAGCCUGGUGCAGGUCUACAAUUUUGUUUCUGGUGUCCUUUGACAGCUCUUUGGUCUUGGCCAUAGUGGAGUUUGGAGUGUGACUGUUUGAGGUUGUGGACAGGUGUCUUUUAUACUGAUAACAAGUUCAAACAGGUGCCAUUAAUACAGGUAACGAGUGGAGGACAGAGGAGCCUCUUAAAGAAGAAGUUACAGGUCUGUGAGAGCCAGAAAUCUUGCUUGUUUGUAGGUGACCAAAUAUUUAUUUUCCACCAUAAUUUGCAAAUAAAUUCAUAAAAAAUCCUACAAAGAUCUCACCUCGUAGAGUUGCAAUGAUCAUGAAAACGGUGAGGAAUCAGCCCAGAACUACACGGGAGGAUCUUGUCAAUGAUCUCAAGGCAGCUGGGACCAUAGUCACCAAGAAAACAAUUGGUAACACACUAUGCCGUGAAGGACUGAAAUCCUGCAGCGCCCGCAAGGUCCCCCUGCUCAACAAAGCACAUAUACAGGCCCGUCUGAAGUUUGCCAAUGAACAUCUGAAUGAUUCAGAGGAGAAAUGUGUGAAAGUGUUGUGGUCAGAUGAGACCAAAAUCGAGCUCUUUGGCAUCAACUCGCCGUGUUUUGAGGAGGAAUGCUGCCUAUGACCCCAAGAACACCAUCCCCACCGUCAAACAUGGAGGUGGAAAUUAUGCUUUGGGGGUGUUUUUCUGCUAAGGGGACAGGACAACUUCACCGCAUCAAAGGGACGAUGGACGGGGCCAUGUACCGUCAAAUCUUGGGUGAGAACCUCCUUCCCUCAGCCAGGGCAUUGAAAAUGGGCCGUGGAUGGGUAUUCCAGCAUGACAAUGACCCAAAACACACGGCCAAGGUAACAAAGGAGUGGCUCAAGAAGAAGCACAUUAAGGUCCUGGAGUGGCCUAGCCAGUCUCCAGACCUUAAUCCCAUAGAAAAUCAGUGGAGGGAGCUGAAGGUUCGAGUUGCCAAACGUCAGCCUCGAAACCUUAAUGACUUGGAGAAGAUCUGCAAAGAGGAGUGGGACAAAAUCCCUCCUGAGAUGUGUGCAAACCUGGUGGCCAACUACAAGAAAUGUCUGACCUCUGUGAUUGCCAACAAGGGUUUUGCCACCAAGUACUAAGUCAUGUUUUGCAGAGGGGUCAAAUACUUAUUUCCCUUAUUAAAAUGGAAAUCAAUUUAUAACAUUUUUGACAUGUGUUUUUCUGGAUUUUUUUGUUGUUAUUCUGUUUCUCACUGUUCAAAUAAACCUACCAUUAAAAUUAUAGACUGAUCAUGUCUUUGUCAGUGGGCAAACGUACAAAAUCAGCAGGGGAUCAAAUACUCUUUUCCCUCACUGUAGGCCUUUGAAAAUAUGAGCAAUUCAGCCAUUCUAUGCAGUAUUCUAUUAUACACUGAACAGUGUGAAGUAAAAUUCAAUGUGUUGUAUUGAGUAGGUUUUUGGAGAAUGUUUAGAAAACGUGAACAAGCGUCCGGGGGACGGGGCGAACAGGAUACUAGGUCACAGAUUUUUUCCCACCGCGGUAUCGCGAUAAGAUCAAAUCAAAUGUUAUUGGUCACAUGCGCCGAAUACAACAGGUGUAGACCUUACAGUGAAAUGCUUACUUACAAGCCCUUAACCAACAAUGCAGUUUUAAGAAAAAUAAGUGUUAAGUAAAAAAUCAAUAACAAAUAAUUAAAGAGCAGCAGUAAAAUAACAGUAGCGAGGCUAUAUACAGGGGGUACUGGUACAGAGUCAAUGUGUGGGGGCACAGGUUAGUCGAGGUAAUUGAGGUAAUAUGUACAUGUACAGUUGAAGUCGGAAAUUUACAUACACCCUAGCCAAAUGCAUUUAAACUCAGUUUUUCACAAUUCCUGACAUUUAAUCCUUGUAAAAAGGACAGUUAGGAUCACCACUUUAUUUUAAGAAUGUGAAAUGUUAGAAUAAUAGUAGAAAUAAUUAUUUAUUUCAGCUUUUAUUUCUUUCAUCACAUUCCCAGUGGGUCAGAAGUUUACAUUCACUCAAUUAGUAUUUGGUAGCAUUGCCUUUAAAUUGUUUAACUUGGGUCAAACGUUUCGGGUAGCCUUCCACAAGCUUCCCACAAUAAGUUGGGUGAAUUUUGGCCCAUUCCUCCUGACAGAGCUGGUGUAACUGAGUCACGUUUGUAGGCUUUCUUGCUUGCACACGCCUUUUCAGUUCUACCCACAAAUGUUCUAUAGGAUUGAGGUCAGGGCUUGUGAUGGCCACUCCAAUACCUUGACUUUGUUGUCCUUAAGCCAUUUUGCCACAACUUUGGAAGUAUGCUUGGGGUCAUUGUCAAUUUAGAAGACCCAUUUGCGACCAAGCUUUAGCUUCCUGACUGAUGUCUUGAGAUAUUCACAUAAUUCACAUAAUUUUCCUUCCUCAUGAUGCCAUCUAUUUUGUGAAGUGCACCAUUCCCACCUGCAGCUAAGCACCCCCACAGCAUGAUGCUGCCACUCCCGUUCUUCACGGUUGGGAUGGUGUUCUUCAGCUUGCAAGCCACCCCCUUUUUUCCUCCAAACAUAACGAUUGUCUUAAUGGCCGAACAGUUCUAUUUUUGUUUCAUCAGACCAGAGGACAUUUCUCCAAAAAGUACGAUCUUUGUCCCCAUGUGCAGUUGCAAACCGUAGUCUGGCUUUUUUAUGGCGGUUUGGAGCAGUGGCUUCUUCCUUGCUGAGCGGCCUUUCAGGUUAUGUCGAUAUAGGACUCGUUUUACUGUGGCUAUAGAUACUUUUGUACCUGUUUCCUCCAGCAUCUUCACAAGGUCCUUUGCUGUUGUUCUACGUUUAUCUCUAGGAGACAGAACGCGUCUCCUUCCUGAGCGGUAUGACGGCUGUGUGGUUCCAUGGUGUUUAUACUUGUGUACUAUUGUUUGUACAGAUGAACGUGUUACCUUCAGGCGUUUGGAAAUUGCUCCCAAGGAUGAACCAGACUUGUGGAGAUCUACAAAAAAAAAUUCUGAGGUCUUGGCAGAUUUCUUUUGAUUUUCCCAUGAUGUCAAGCAAAGAGGCACUGAGUUUGAAGGUAGGCCUUGAAAUACAUCCACAGGUACACCUCCAAUUGACUCAAAUGAUGUCAAAUAGCCUAUCAGAAGCUUCUAAAGCCAUGACAUCAUUUUCUGGAAUUUUCCAAGCUGUUUAAAUGCACAGUCAACUUAGUGUAUGUAAACUUCUGACCCACUGGAAUUGUGAUACAGUGAAUUAUAAGUGAAAUAAUCUGUUAGUAAACAAUUGUUGGAAAAAUUACUUGUGUCAUGCACAAAGUAGAUGUCCUAACCGACUUGCCAAAACUAUAGUUUGUUAACAAGAAAUUUGUGGAGUGGUUGAAAAACUAGUUUUAAUGACUCCAACCUAAGUGUAUGUAAACUUCCGACUUCAACUGUAGGUAGAGUUAAAGUGACUAUGCGUAGAUGAUAAACAGAGAGUGGCAGCAGCAUAAAAGAGUAGAGGGGGAGGGGGGGGUAAAUGCAAAUUGUCCAGGUAGCCAUUUGAUUAGCUGUUCAGGAGUCUUAUGGCUUGGGGGGUAGAAGCUGUUAAGAAGCCUUUUGGACCUAGACUGGCUGACUAGGGUAGCUGGAAUCUUUGACAAUUUUUAGGGCCUUCCUCUGACACCGCCUGGUAUAGAGGUCCUGGAUAGCAGGAAGCUUGGCCCCAGCGAUGUACUGGGCCGUACGCACUACCCUCUGUAUUGCCUUGCGGUCGGAGGCUGAGCAGUUGCCAUACCAGGCAGUGAUGCAACCAGUCAUGAUGCUCUCGAUGGUGCAGCUGUAGAACCUUUUGAGGAUCUGAGGACCCAUGCCAAAUCUUUUCAGUCUACUGAGGGGGAAUAGGCUUUGUCGUGCCCUCAUCACGACUGUCUUGGUGUGUUUGGACCAUGAUAGUUUGUUGGUGAUGUGGACACCAAGGAACUUGAAGCUCUCAACCUGCUCCACUACAGCCCUGUCGAUGAGAAUGGGGGCGUGCUCGGUCCUCCUUUUCCUGUAGUCACAAUCAUCUCCUUUGUCUUGAUCACGUUGAGGGAGAGGUUGUUAUCCUGGCACCACACAGUCAGGUCCCUGACCUCCUCCCUAUAGGCUGUCUCAUCGUUGUCGGUGAUCAGGCCUACCACCGUUGUGUCGUCAGCAAACUUAAUGAUGGUGUUGGAGUCGUGCCUGGCCUUGCAGUCAUGCGUGAACAGGGAGUACAGGAGGGGACUGAGCACACACCCCUGAGGGGCCCCCGUGUUGAGGAUCAGCGUGGCAGAUGUGUUGUUACCUACCCUUACCACCUGGGGGCGGCCCGUCAGGAAGUCCAGGAUCCAGUUGCAGAAGGAGGUGUUUAGUCCCAGGGUCCUUAGCUUAGUGAUGAGCUUUGAGGGCACUAUGGUGUUGAACGCUGAGCUGUAGUCAAUUAAUAGCAUUCUCACAUAGGUGUUCCUUUUGUCCAGGUGGGAAAGGGCAGUGUGGAGUGCAGUAGAGAUUGCAUCAUCUGUGGAUCUGUUGGGGCGGUAUGCAAAUCGGAGUGGGUCUAGGGUUUCUGGGAUAAUGGUGUUGAUGUGAGAUACUACUCGGUAUCGUGAUACUUGGCCUGGUAUUGUAUCGUUUGUAAAAUGUUGGUGUUGUGGCAAGCCUACACACAACAAUACACACACACAGAAACAUACACACACUUACUGACACUGUUGCAAGAUGAGUCACACAUAUGGUUCCUGCUUUUCUUAAUGAUACCUCUGAAUAACUCUUCAUCUCCCUCAGGUGAAGACGUCAGAGUUCUAUCGUUACUCUCGACAGCUGCGUCAGGAGGUGGACCAGGCUCUCAGCUACUUCCACGACGUCAACGAGCAGCCGCUGGUCGAGACGCGGUCCAACCGCAUCCGCUCGGUCCGACCGCAGACAGCCGUGUUCAGGGGCAUGAUCGGACACAGCAUGGUCAACAGCAAGAUCCUACUGCUGCACAAACCCAAGGUAAGAUCAUACGGCUGCACAGACCCAAGGUAAAAUCAUACGGCUGCACAGACCGAAGGUAUGAUCCUACUUCUGCACAGACCCAAGGUAUGAUCCUACUUCUGCACAGACCCAAGGUAUGAUCCUACUGCUGCACAGACCGAAGGUAUGAUCCUACUGCUGCACAGACCGAAGGUAUGAUCCUACUUCUGCACAGACCCAAGGUAAAAUCCUACUGCUGUACAGACCCAUGGUAAAAUCCUACUGCUGCACAGACCCAAGGUAAAAUCCUACUGCUGUACAGACCCAAGGAAGAGGCAUUAGGCCUACGGGGUGUGGAAACUUUUGUUACAGCCAUGCUCUAAAUAUGUCAGGUGUAAUGUUUAUUUUGCAACAUUAUAGACACAUUAUACACACGAUACACACAUAACAUACACAUAAUGUGGCUAGAAUGUGUCUUUACUUUUACGUUUCUUGGUAAAACAUUUACUUGGACGGUGAUGCCCCAGGGGUAUGUUGAAUUACCUGCCAUCUUUGCCCAAGAAAUGGCUAGGAACCUUAAGGGUUUUGUUGCUCCUGGUGGAAGCAUUUUGGUUCAAUAUGUUGAUGAUUUGUUGGUUUGCUCACAAUCAGAGGAGAUAUGUCACGAGGACAAUCGGCCAUUGUUCAUUUUCUUAGCAGAAAAUGGUCAUAAAGUUUCUAUAAUGUGUCUAUAAAGUGUCGAAGUCUGUGGAUAAUGUGUAUAAUAUAUCUAUAACGUGUCUAUAGCUGUGUUCGAAUACCCAUACUAACAUAGUGUAUACUACACUAAACGAACGGUAUCCUUUCAGUUGAGUGUACUAGAUCUUCGCCUGUCUACUGGAAGUUGAUGCUGUUGCUUUGCAACUUCUUGCUAGCUUGUUAGCAUAGCUAACAAAUUACUAGCUAGACAUCUUACGACUUCAUUAACAAUGUCCAUUGAGAACGCACAACGUCUAUACCACUUAACUAAGCUAAGAAUUACGUGAAUAAUCAAGUCAAUAAACGUUGGUUAGUUAGAUAGCAUAUAGUUAAUAUACAGGCAAGUUCGACGUAUUAGUAGCCAACUAACGAGGUAGCUAGCUAACAUACCGGUACAUACAAGCAACUGCUGUAAUGAUAUGCUAUGUGGUUCGUAAGGAUUGCAUAGCUAACAAAUUGUCAGGCAACAUAACGUGGAACCUAACUUAUUUGAAAAGUCAUUACUUUAUUACAGUGCUCAACAUUUUCUUAACAUAAUUAGUUAAAGCAAAGAAUUUGUAUGCGCUCUCAUCGGACUUCGGCUGCAUAUUUCCUGCCAUUUUCUUCAAAUCUGAAAAUGUUGUGCAGCCACGCCCAUUUUCUAAAGAAUUGCAUUAUGGGCCCUAAAAGCACGGAAAAUGUGUCCACUGCUUGUAUACUACGUAUUUUGGCGAGUGUAGUACGACAUCAGGGAACUUUUGGCAUAAUAACUAUAUCCAUACUAUGACCAAUAAGCAUACUACAUACUCAACUUGUCUAUAAUGUGUAUGUCUAUAAUGUGUAUGUCUAUAAUGUGUAUAAAGUGUCUGUAAUGUGUGUAUGACCUGUCUGUAGGUGUGGUGGGAGUUGGAAGGUCCCCAGGUCCCCCUCCGUCCAGACUGCUUGGCCAUCGUCAACAACUUUGCCUUCCUGCUGGGGGGGGAGGAGCUAGGGUCUGACGGGGAGUUCCACGCCUCCUCUAAAGUCUACCGCUACGACCCCCGCCAGAACUCCUGGCUACGCAUGGCUGACAUGUCUGUACCCAGGUCUGUAGUUGUCAGUUCCCAGGUGUGACAUGGUUUCAUGUUUGUACAAGAUCUAUUAGGUGCAUAAUUUAUAUAAAUAAAAAUAGGGGGGGAAAGUGUCAUUUUAAUUUUUUAUGUCUUCACUUCCAGGUCAGAGUUUGCAGUGGGGGUCAUCGGUAAGUUCAUCUACGCGGUGGCUGGGCGGACGCGGGAUGAGACGUUCUACUCCACGGAACGCUAUGACAUCACGGCGGACCGCUGGGAGUUUGUGGAUCCGUACCCAGUCAACAAGUACGGUCACGAGGGCACGGUCCUGAAUGGGAAACUCUACAUCACCGGAGGAAUCACUUCCUCAUCCACCUCUAAACAGGUGUGUGUGUUCGACCCGGGGUGGGACACGGGGGGAGGGAUGUGUCUAUUCGACCCGGGUCGGGACGUGGGGGGAGGGGUGUGUGUGUUCGACCCUGGGCGGGACGCGGGGGUAGGGGUGUGUGUGGCGGGCUCUGCAGGAGCAGGAACAACGGACACACACAGGACGCGUUCAGCCCGCACCCCCCUCCUCCCCAACACACACACACCCACCAGCUCCUGGGAGAACAAGUCGAAGAUGAAUUACGCUCGCUGCUUCCACAAGAUGAUCUCCCACAACGGGAAGCUAUACGUGUUCGGGGGGGUGUGUGUGAUCCUCCGGGCGUCGUUCGAGUCGCAGGGCUGCCCAUCCACGGAGGUCUACGACCCUGAGACAGAUGAGUGGACCAUCCUGGCGUCAAUGCCCAUCGGGCGCAGUGGGCACGGCGUGGCGGUGCUGGACAGACAGAUCAUGGUACUGGGGGGCCUCUGCUAUAACGGACAUUACUCUGACUCCAUCCUCACCUUUGACCCCGAUGACAACAAGUGGAAGGAGGAUGAGUAUCCCAGGAUGCCUUGCAAACUGGACGGGCUGCAGGUCUGCACUCUGCACUUCCCUGAGUACGUCCUGGAGCACGUCCGGCGCUGCAGCUGA
Coregonus sp. 'balchen' is the source of this 23257-nucleotide messenger RNA. The record is from the annotation of a GenBank genome assembly. NCBI's taxonomy places the organism in Eukaryota, Metazoa, Chordata, Actinopteri, Salmoniformes, Salmonidae.